AUGCCAGCCUCCCAGAACCGCGCCCGGGCCCGGGACCGCAACAAUGUCCUCAACCGGGCUGAGUUCCUGUCCCUGAACCAGCCCCCCAAGGGGGCCCCGGAGCCCCGCAGCUCAGGCAGGAAGGCCCCGGGCCCCUCGGCACAGCCCCCGCCCCCUGGCGAUGGGGCCCGCGAGCGGCGCCAGUCACAGCAGCUGCCCGAGGAGGACUGCAUGCAGCUGAACCCCUCCUUCAAGGGCAUCGCCUUCAACUCCCUGCUGGCCAUUGACAUCUGCAUGUCCAAGCGGCUGGGGGUGUGUGCCGGCCGCGCCGCGUCCUGGGCCAGCGCCCGCUCCAUGGUCAAGCUCAUUGGCAUCACGGGCCACGGCAUCCCCUGGAUCGGGGGUACCAUCCUCUGCCUGGUGAAGAGCAGCACGCUGGCCGGCCAGGAGGUGCUCAUGAACCUGCUCCUAGCUCUGCUCCUGGACAUCAUGACGGUGGCCGGCGUCCAGAAGCUCAUCAAGAGGCGCGGCCCGUUCGAGACAAGCCCCAGCCUCCUGGACUACCUCACCAUGGACAUCUACGCCUUCCCCGCCGGGCACGCCAGCCGCGCGGCCAUGGUGUCCAAGUUCUUCCUCAGCCACCUGGUGCUGGCGGUGCCCCUGCGCGUCCUGCUGGUGCUCUGGGCCUUCUGUGUGGGCCUGUCGCGCGUGAUGAUCGGCCGCCACCACAUCACGGACGUCAUCUCGGGCUUCAUCAUCGGCUACUUCCAGUUCCGCCUGGUGGAGCUGGUCUGGAUGUCCUCUAACACCUGCCAGAUGCUCAUCUCCGCCUGGUGA
Molecule: messenger RNA, 816 nt
Organism: Neomonachus schauinslandi (Hawaiian monk seal)
Lineage: Eukaryota; Metazoa; Chordata; Mammalia; Carnivora; Phocidae
Gene: PLPP7
Product: phospholipid phosphatase 7 (inactive)
Exons: 2
Coding region: 1-816 (271 amino acids)
Cellular component (GO): nuclear envelope
Molecular function (GO): sphingosine-1-phosphate phosphatase activity
Source: RefSeq, a predicted model, not a curated record